Messenger RNA from Oncorhynchus keta (chum salmon), 2618 nucleotides. RefSeq names its product protein transport protein Sec61 subunit alpha. Gene Ontology annotation, biological process: SRP-dependent cotranslational protein targeting to membrane, translocation; post-translational protein targeting to membrane, translocation. Lineage: Eukaryota; Metazoa; Chordata; Actinopteri; Salmoniformes; Salmonidae. Gene Ontology annotation, cellular component: membrane; Sec61 translocon complex. The record is from RefSeq and is a predicted model, not a curated record. The coding region runs from base 161 to 1591 and encodes 476 amino acids. Gene Ontology annotation, molecular function: transmembrane protein transporter activity; ribosome binding; signal sequence receptor activity. The transcript has 12 exons.
UAAAACAUGAACACGGCAUAUGGUACUAGGCGCUUAAUUGGUGACGUGUCUUUACGGAGCUUCCUUUUCAGUGCCGGAGAGGCUAGGUGGUGCCACGCGAAUUGUGCUGAUCCUUCAAGUGGCACCAAUUUAACACAACAGGAAUCGGAUCAAGGACACCAUGGGCAUAAAAUUUUUGGAAGUCAUAAAGCCGUUUUGUGCGGUCUUACCUGAGAUUCAGAAACCAGAGAGAAAGAUUCAGUUCAGAGAAAAAGUACUAUGGACUGCCAUCACGCUCUUCAUCUUCCUGGUGUGCUGCCAGAUUCCACUCUUCGGCAUCAUGUCCUCAGACUCCGCAGAUCCCUUCUACUGGAUGAGAGUAAUCCUGGCCUCCAACAGAGGUACUCUGAUGGAGCUGGGUAUCUCACCCAUCGUUACCUCCGGUCUCAUCAUGCAGCUGCUGGCUGGAGCAAAGAUCAUUGAGGUUGGAGACACCCCCAAGGACAGAGCACUCUUCAAUGGAGCGCAGAAAUUGUUUGGCAUGAUCAUCACCAUUGGACAGUCCAUUGUGUAUGUGAUGACAGGCAUGUACGGAGACCCAUCAGAGAUGGGUGCUGGGAUCUGCCUGCUCAUCAUCAUUCAGCUUUUUGUGGCAGGUCUGAUUGUGCUGCUGCUGGAUGAGCUGCUGCAGAAGGGCUAUGGGCUGGGCUCUGGGAUCUCCCUGUUCAUUGCCACUAACAUCUGUGAGACCAUCGUCUGGAAGGCUUUCAGCCCCACUACUGUCAACACUGGCAGAGGAACGGAGUUUGAAGGUGCCAUCAUUGCCCUGUUCCACCUGUUGGCCACUCGCACAGACAAGGUGCGCGCCCUAAGAGAGGCAUUUUACCGCCAGAACCUGCCUAACCUCUUGAACCUCAUCGCCACUGUCUUCGUCUUUGCUGUAGUGAUAUACUUCCAGGGCUUCAGGGUGGACCUGCCCAUCAUGUCUGCCCGUUACCGUGGCCAGUACAACACCUAUCCCAUCAAGCUCUUCUACACCUCAAACAUUCCCAUCAUCCUCCAGUCUGCCCUCGUGUCCAACCUGUAUGUCAUCUCUCAGAUGCUCUCCACGCGAUUCAGCGGCAACUUCCUGGUUAACCUGCUGGGAACCUGGUCUGAUACUUCCACUGGAGGACCAGCUCGUGCCUACCCGGUUGGAGGUCUCUGCUACUUCCUCUCUCCCCCGGAGUCCUUUGGUUCUGUUCUCGAUGACCCCAUCCAUGCUGCCAUCUACAUCGUCUUCAUGCUGGGCUCCUGUGCCUUCUUCUCCAAGACAUGGAUCGAGGUUUCGGGAUCCUCUGCCAAAGAUGUGGCUAAGCAGCUGAAGGAACAGCAGAUGGUGAUGAGGGGACACAGAGAGACCUCCAUGGUGCAUGAGCUCAACAGGUACAUUCCCACAGCUGCAGCCUUCGGUGGCCUAUGCAUAGGUGGGCUGUCUGUCAUGGCUGACUUCCUGGGUGCCAUUGGUUCGGGUACUGGAAUCCUAUUGGCAGUCACCAUCAUCUACCAGUACUUUGAGAUCUUCGUCAAGGAGCAGAGUGAAAUGGGCAGCAUGGGUGCGCUGCUAUUCUAGAGCCCCCCCCCUCCCCGUUCCUCCAACACAUACCACAGACAGAUGCAGCCUUGACAAAUUUGUACUUUUUAUUUUGCAUUGUCUAAUGUGCACAAAUCAGUACAUUUUGCCUCUGGGAUGCAUCUUCUUUCUCAGCUUCUUGUGUUCCUAGUAGCUCUUGAGGGCUCAUAUGCAGACUGGAUCUCAUCGGGGAAAGAAAGGCGGCAUUUGUCCCAGUGUUCAGCAUGGAAUUGCACCUGUUCUGUCCCAUUGUUCUUUCUUUCAAUACCAUUCACGUCCUCUCUUGAUCUGACCAGCUAGGAUACUCUGCUGACUGUGCUUUUAUUAACCUGUCUGUAGGAGAUGAGACAAAGGUUUGACAUGAUGUUGUUGACUGAAGUCAUGUGAGGUUGGCUGAAGCGUGCUCAAGGAAAUUGAAGGCUGAGACACCAUCUAAAGGAGUCUGUGCUUAAACCAACACACACUACACCUGGACAUUUUUGGAGAGUGGAAAGAAAGCCAUGUCAUGUUCAUUUCAGGUCAUCGCAAGCUGGGCAUGGAGUUUGAAGAGCCACAUAUUGGGGUGAAAAAAUAUAAAAAUAUACUUGUAUUGUAUUCCUUAAAUGGCCCUGGGAAUUUUCAACAAGUGUUGUCAUUUUAUAUAUAUAUUUUUUAAAUCAUGGAAUAUAUUUGUAUUCGUGCUGGUCUUAGCAAGGGCAUGUUUGUCCUUUUUUGUCUCUGGGUCCUUAAGGGAAGGGUUUGUCUGUUGUGGUCUUCUAUUUCCCAGACUGAGUCACUGCAGAUACUGCCUAUAUGUGUUUGGGAGGGAAAGGGGGCUAAUUUUGGGGGGUUUUUACUUUUUAUUGGACAAUUGUAUUUAAAAAAAAAAAAAAAAACUUUUUUUUUUUUUUUGGGGGAUGUCAUGCACCAUGCCACCCACUAAGACAAACCAUUGCAGUGACCCCCAAAUAAAAUGCUAUUAUGGAUAGGGUCUUUGUGGAGGCCAGGAUGUUUCAAAUAAAGCUGAAAAGCAUAAUUCUGUGUUGAA